CAUGAUUCUUUCACAAGUUUAGUUAUGAUGGAAGAAGAGAGAGAACUAGAAAGAGAUUUUAAAGUCAAGGGAAAAUUUAAGAUAGAAAAUAUUGAAACAGCCAUUGUGCCAAGGAAUUGUAGCCAAUAGAAAAGGUGGGGCUAACGAUAUGCCAAGGAGGGGCCACAGGAGAGAGCAGACAGUGAAGAGUGUCACUUUGGGGAAGAGCAGGGCUGCGCAGGCUGGAGAAAGAAGGAACUAGUGAGCUUGGGUGUGAUGUAGGUAAUUUGUGGGGUUUGGGUGACAUGGUUGGGCAAAAAUUGUAGAAAUCCAUGCUGAUGGCCUUUAUUAGGUCUCUAAAGUAGAAGACCAGGGUGUGGACCUGCAGAGGACUCCUUGUAGAUAUUCUGGAGUCUUGCAACCAUUGCUAACAGAGGCCUCUCACACAUGCUCCAUAUCAGGGAACCCGCCAAGCUGGGCCCACCAGACUCCUGCACUGGACUCCUGCCAUCUGAGCCCACCCUAAUAAAGAACUCCUGGUAUUGUAUUCCUGUCCAAUGGGAGCUGCACAGCUACAUCCUCAUUUGCAAUUUACCAACCAAUCAGAGUGUAUCCAUAACAACCAAUGAGAACACAUGAUUCUGAUAUUUGAACCAAUCAAAUUGAGCAAAUUUGGAUUCAUUUGCAUAAAAGUGGACCAAUCAGGGGCCGGGCAGGAACUUUAGAUAAGGGGUGUCGCCUUGGUCUGGAGGAGCACACCUUUGGUUUCCUUCAGCAGCUGUGUCUCCUCAGUUGGCAAACUGUUCACCUGAAUGAAGUCUCCCCUUGUACUGCACCCCAGACUGGGGACUUUUGUUGGCACUUGCUGGGUGGAGAGACCUUCUGUUGACAAGGUCAACUGACGUUAAUUUCGUGGUUGGCCCAUCGUUUUGCCACCGUGGAGGGAUCCGCGUGUGCCGGUCCGUUCGGUCCAGUCUUUACCCCGUGGGCCGGGAGUGGACCUGCCUUCGUCCCGUGGUGACCAGACGAGCCCGCGGUCUGUCCUGUGGACAUUUUACUCUCCGGGGCUUGACGGGCUGGCUUGCUCUGUUGGGUUUUCCUUGGACUGUCUGCGGACCCGUCUCAUUUCCAGGUGCCGCAGCGCUGGUGAGGCUGAGGGAUGAAUUGGGCGUGUGGAGAGCAGGUUCAUCUCUGCACUAGACUAUGAGCCCCUUGGCAGGAGGAGUCGGGUCGUACUCAUCUCUAGGUCCCCAGCGUCCCCUGCAGUUCCUGGUGCAGAGUUUAAGCUGAAUUUUGGGACAUGGCCACUGCUUCCCCAAGGUCUGACACUAGUAAUAACCACAGUGGAAGGUUGCAGUUACAGGUAACUGUUUCUAGUGCCAAACUAAAAAGAAAAAAGAACUGGUUUGGAACAGCAAUCUAUACAGAAGUAGUUGUAGAUGGAGAAAUUAAGAAAACAGCAAAAUCCAACAGUUCUUCCAAUCCCAAGUGGGACGAGCAGCUGACUGUGAGUGUGAGCGCACAGAGCACGCUGGAGUUCCGGGUGUGGAGCCAUCACACCCUGCGGACGGAUGCUCUGUUAGGAAGAGCGGCUGUGGACCUGAGGCAGGCUCUGUUAACACACAACCGAAAGUUGGAAAGAGUGAAAGAACAAUUAAAACUUUCCUUGGAGAACAAGAACGGCGUAGUGCAAACUGGCGAGUUAACGGUGGUGCUGGACGGAUUGGCGAUUGAGCCAGAAAAUCUGACGAGCUGCAGCUCGGCCCCAACCAUAGAAAUACAGCAGAAUGGUGAUGCCUUACGUGAGAACGGAGAGCCUUCGGCCAGGACGAGCAGGUUGGCUGCUGAAGGUGCAGGUGGAGCAGACAGCCGAGCGCCCACCCACGCUGUGGUGCAGAACUGCUAUUCCCGUGUGGCGAACGGAGGCAGCGCACCUUCCUCUCCGGCUCCGGCUCCAUCUCCGGCUGCUGCCAGACCACGAAACACACCAGCUCCCAGACCGCGCACAGCUGAUCCCGCCGGUGACACUGCUAAUGGAGAGUCGUCCUCACCGGCAAGGGCACCGCAAGAGGACGCUCCUGCCCCCGGGCAGGCGGGGGUCCCUGAGGAUGGUGCCUGGGCCUCAACUUGCCCUGGAUCCACUGGUGAGCAGGCCCCGGGCCCAGAAGCGCCGGCGCCCUCAGAGCGAAAUGGCUGCGUCCCCCCUGAUGGCGCGGCACUCGGGGGCGACCUGGACACUGCAGCCUCUGCCUCUGGAAGCAGCUCGGCCUUGGAAGCAGCCAAGUUGCGGCAGCCAGGUGGGAGUGUGGAGCCUGGGAGGAACGCCAGUCCAGAAAGCCUGCCCUCGGGGUGGGAACAGAGGAAAGACCCUCACGGGAGAACCUAUUACGUGGAUCAUAACACUCGAACGACCACGUGGGAGAGGCCACAGCCUUUACCCCCAGGCUGGGAGAGAAGAGUGGACGACCGGGGCCGGGUCUACUACGUGGACCACAACACCAGGACCACCACGUGGCAGCGGCCGACCCUGGAGUCCGUGCGGGACUUUGAGCAGUGGCAGUCUCAGCGCAGCCAGCUGCAAGGCGCCCUGCAGCAGUUCAACCAGCGCUACCUCUACUCGGUGAGCAGCCCCGGCCGCCGCCCGCCCUCCUUCCGUUCUACCGCCUUCCCUCCACCAUGUUCUGUUUUGCCCAGGUCACGGAGGCGGCCUUCCUGUCGGGGAGCUUACAGUCUGGUAGGGGCAGGUCACCUGCUGAAAAGAACUCCAGGCUGCCGAGCGGGACAGAGGGAACUCGGGCUCUGCCGAGGCGGAGCUGGACAGCCUGCAGACAAGGAGCGUGCAGGUGGCGGCACGGCCCUGUGUUCCCAGCCGGGCUGGCAGCGCUGUGCGUGUGUGGUGUGUUUCGAGCCCUCGUGCGUGUGGACACUGGCAGGGACUCACCUUGUCUCCCCUAGGGAAUGGUUUUUCUUGCUCUCCCACGAAGUCCUGAACCCCAUGUACUGCUUGUUCGAGUACGCGGGCAAGAACAACUACUGCCUGCAGAUCAACCCCGCGUCCACCAUCAACCCGGACCAUCUCUCCUACUUCUGCUUCAUCGGCCGCUUCAUCGCCAUGGCACUUUUCCACGGAAAGUUCAUCGACACUGGCUUCUCCCUGCCCUUCUACAAGCGCAUGCUCAGUAAAAAGCUGACCAUCAAGGAUUUGGAGUCCAUUGACCCUGAGUUCUACAACUCCCUCAUCUGGAUAAGAGACAACAACAUUGAAGAAUGUGGCUUAGAAAUGUACUUUUCCGUGGACAUGGAGAUCUUGGGAAAAGUGACCUCGCAUGACCUGAAGCUGGGAGGUGCCAGCAUCCUGGUGACCGAGGACAACAAGGACGAGUACAUUGGGCUGAUGACCGAGUGGCGCUUCUCGCGUGGCGUGCAGGAGCAGACGCAGGCCUUCCUGGACGGCUUCAACGAGGUGGUGCCCCUGCAGUGGCUGCAGUACUUCGAUGAGAAGGAGCUGGAGGUGAUGCUGUGCGGCAUGCAGGAGGUGGACCUGUCCGACUGGCAGAGGAACGCCGUGUACCGGCACUACACCCGCAACAGCAAGCAGAUCGUCUGGUUUUGGCAGUUUGUGAAGGAGACGGACAAUGAGGUGAGGAUGCGUCUGCUGCAGUUCGUCACGGGGACCUGCCGCCUGCCUCUGGGAGGCUUCGCCGAGCUCAUGGGAAGUAAUGGGCCUCAAAAGUUUUGCAUUGAAAAAGUUGGGAAAGACACCUGGUUACCAAGAAGCCAUACGUGUUUCAAUCGCUUGGACCUGCCACCGUAUAAGAGUUACGAGCAACUGAAGGAAAAGCUGCUUUUUGCCAUAGAAGAGACCGAGGGGUUUGGACAAGAAUAGAGGAGCUGUGGCCGGAGGCUCUGCGUCCGCACCUCCGCAAAUAUAAAUGGUUCCGUUCUCACACAGAAUAUGCAAAAGAACUCUUCCUUUUCUACUUUAUUUAUUGUUCCCUUGAACUGACAGACCAGGAAAACGAUCUCCCUUAAAUUUGGAAGUGAGAGACUUUAUUAGAAAUGAGUAUCUACGUCAGCGGGCUGCAGCGGCUCUAGUUUUAUAGAGCUGCUCGGCGACACGCCAGCUCCUGCCCAUGACUGGAGGCUCCUCCUCAGCUCUGCCCCCCGUGACAUCUCCGCAUGGUGUGGGGUUCAGGAAGGUGCUGAGGCCGAGGCCAGAUCUGAGGAUGUGAACUGUGCUGCUGGCUGUUCUGAAGACGGUGCUGGAGCCCGUCAGUCUGUUCCAAUUAAAUGCGAGUGGAGAGUGCUCACCGCACUUAACCGAGUCCCCUGACCAGACCCAGCGAGGGCCUGGAGGUGUGCGUACUCCUCCAGGCGCUAGCAUCUGUGGGACUGAAGACGCGGGCGCGCCUGCACUGUUCUUAAAAAUGUGAUGGGCUUUCAGUUUAAUUCAUAAUAAAUUGAUGCCAUUUGAUCCUGAGGGACAUAUAAAAGGUAAUGUGAACUUUUCCACUUCUAUUUGUGUUCAUAGUUUUGGUUCCUAAAACCAUACGGAUGGAAGAGUUUGUGAGCAUCUGACUUCAAACUAAUGAGUCUAAUGAUUUCCUAUUAGUGUCUUAAUAUCUCCAUUCCUUGAAAAUUCAUGAAAAAUUCUAUGUACCUGAAUUACAUAAGCAGAUAAAAAAGUCUUUUGUCCUUCCCCCCUUUCUAUAUAGAUCAUUAUUUUUGUCCUAAGUAAAUACUUUUUAAUUAUUUUUCAUUAUCAAGGGCAUUUGCUGAACUACAAACAUGUAUAACAAAUUAAAAUCUGAUGUGAAUGACAUUAAUGCUACUUUAGCAAACGGGGGCUUCCUUAUUAAUACAAAAAUUUAAAUUUGUAUUAUUUCAAUAUGCACUGUAAAUUAACUUAAAAUUUUUUAUAACCACGGAAGUGACACCUUAGAAUGUUAAUAUAUUUCACUGCUGAGUACAUAUGAAAAAUAUUAGUAUACAAUUUAAUUUCCCUAAACAGUUUGUGUUGCCAAAAUUUUAUUUUUCUAUAUAUUACAUUGUGUUCUGCAUUUUUUCAAAACUCACAGUAAAGAUGCAAUAAAGGCAGUGAUCCACGUG
Myotis lucifugus (little brown bat) is the source of this 5088-nucleotide messenger RNA. RefSeq names its product WW domain containing E3 ubiquitin protein ligase 1 (gene WWP1). Gene Ontology annotation, molecular function: protein binding; ubiquitin protein ligase activity. Gene Ontology annotation, biological process: ubiquitin-dependent protein catabolic process. NCBI's taxonomy places the organism in Eukaryota, Metazoa, Chordata, Mammalia, Chiroptera, Vespertilionidae. Bases 1280 to 3865 code for a protein of 861 amino acids. The record is from RefSeq and is a predicted model, not a curated record. The transcript is spliced from 21 exons.